GACGUAUGGGUGUCAGUUUGCAUGAUCGGUUGACUCGCAGUUAGACGUCGAACGACGCUUCGUUUGAUUGUUGUCGUAGCAGCCGUUUUAUUUUAGUCAAGAUUUUAUAAUCGAGAUUCUUUUGUAGGAACCAUUUGCAAGUGUUUUGAAGUACUGUUUCACUCCGGGGAUAGGUUUGCAGCAAGCGAACUGUAGACAGAAGGUUCAAAUGCUAAACGUGUAUAAUUGCAGAAUGAUUUAUAUCGCGUUACGGUUUCCUUGUCGUUUAUGAGAAUAUCAUUUUCGAAUUUGGAGUGACAAAGCUGUUGGAAGAACCGCGGUUCCGAGACAAUAGAACGCUGUCUUCCCCAGAGACGUUAGGACUACAGAUUCGCUACCUGUGCCACGUGAUCAAUGGGUCGCCGAGCAAUGGUAAAUAAAAUCUGGUGCCAAGAUGUGGUGAGGAAGUUGUUCCACAGGAAGGAAGAGCCACUGCCGCACGGGCGACUGUUCUCUGAGCCAAAGUGUCAGAAACACGUCGCGACAUGGUACCUGCUUUACCGUGGACUGAUCUUCGCCGCUUGGGUUACCAUCAUGGUGUGCUCGAUCUUCCAAUUCGGCACCGUCUCCACAACGAUCUUGGACAAUAAAUGGCCGAUUUUCCUGACCAACUGGGACCUAGUGUUGGGCGUCAGUCAAGCGUUGUUUGGUCUUUUCCUCACGUCGAGAAGAUGGAAACUGCAAAAAGCAUCGGACUUCGACUCGCGCGGUUUAACCUUAGGCUUGACUGAAAAGGUCUACUGGUUUUUGUUCGUCGUGACCAUGAAUACCGCUCUUUGCGUCUCGAUUACUUAUUGGUGCGGCGUUUACGAUCCGAAGAUCCAUCAUUUGGACCCGCUGAAUUAUAUGCUGCACGUCUGUAACAGUAUUCUGAUGAUCAUUGAUUUUGUCGUGACCAGCAUCCCGUUUAAAUUAAAAAAUUUCUGGUGGUGCUUGACGAUAGUGUUCCUGUACGUUACGUUUUCGCUGAUUUAUUAUUUGGCCGGCGGUUUGGACAGGAACGGCCACCAUUACAUUUAUAAGAUACUCGAUUGGAAGAAGCCGUUACAGACCACGUGGGUGUGUAUCGUCGAGGCUGUUUUUACCAUUGUGGUACAUUUUAUUAUAUGCCUACUCGAUGGUGUUAAACAUCGAUUAUACGCGAAAGCUGGUAGAAAGUCAUUCGAUCUGACGCAAACUCCUGUCUCGGAGAAACGGACUGAUAUCGUAUGAAAUUUAGCUGCGGUAGGCGAUUUUCUACGUUACGUCCGCGGAAGAAAUUUUGUAUUACAGAAAUACGUAGUUCCAAGUGUUAUAGUAUCGUUUCUAAGGCAACUUUGUUUUCUUUUUUAUGGUAAAGCACUUAUGAAUAGGGCCUAGUCGAGGGAAAUGCGGUUCCCGGUUUCAUGCUCAUUCGAUGAUAUUUAUCGUUGCGACGAUAAUUAUAGGAAUUGCAAUUUAAUUGUUAAUUUUCCGCGAAACGUUCCUCGCGUGUAUGGUUACAUACGCAGUGCAAUAUAUCGCCUUGAAAUGAAUUUAUGGUAAUAUGCAUGCGUACUCAAACGGCAACGGUUCAUUCAAAUUUAAAUACCGUGUUCGACAUUAGCACACGAUCGUAGAUAAAAAUAAAAGGAUGGAAAUAAUUUUACAAAAGCAAACAAACGUGAAGAGACACUGUGGUUCAUAGUUCCAUUAGUAUAAAUUUUAGUCGUCAGUAUCGAGAUUUGUUAACGAAUAAAAAUAAUGCGAUAAGAAUGUGUCUGAUGUAUAGAGGUAUUUAUACACGUUUACAGGUGUAAAAGCAUUUAAUUUCAGUCCAUUAUUUUUUAGCAUCGCAUUUUAUAUCAAUGUUAUAAAAACAUUUAAAAAAUUCUUCUCUUUAACAAUAAAUCCUCGUGAAUACAGAUGGUAAUUCGAAUCGGUAUUACGUGAAAAUUUAUAAUGUUUAAAUGCACAGUAUGUAAAACUAUUUACAAAAUGUGUAAAAAUCUGUUUCGUUUUUCUUUCUCGUUUCUCAUAUGUAUUGUUUACUGUAUAUAUAAGGUUUCAGGAAUAUUAUAUACAGUAGAAGAACAAUGGACAAACAUUCUGGAAAAAUAGCAACGAUUUAUUAAUAAAAUAACGAUUUGAAGCAAUUAUGGACUGCUGUAUAAAUGAAUGUAAGGCUGAAAAGAAGCCUUUGAUCACAGACCAUAUUAAAACUUAUCCUACUUUAAAAAAUAACA
Molecule: messenger RNA, 2243 nt
Organism: Nomia melanderi (Alkali bee)
Lineage: Eukaryota; Metazoa; Arthropoda; Insecta; Hymenoptera; Halictidae
Product: protein rolling stone
Cellular component (GO): membrane
Source: RefSeq, a predicted model, not a curated record